AUGCCGAAAAUGCGCCAGUUGAAGUUGAGAGAUCCGGACAUCCCUAUGGUAGACGUGAGAAGUUCGGUUGAGUUUCGCAAUUCUGGAGACAGUCCUUCCAACUGUGAUUUUGCCCAAUUUGAGAAUCCAGAUGGGCCUUCAACAGCUGGACUCUCAAUAUUCAUGCCAAAGAAGCUGGUUGUGAAUGAUAAAGGCAAGAAUAUGGCUGCCAAGAUUACGCAGGUCUUGAACGACUUGAAAUCGCUGGCGCAAGACCUCUUCGUUGCGUUUAACGUUGUCCAAUAG
This is a messenger RNA of Clonostachys solani, 285 nucleotides long. NCBI's taxonomy places the organism in Eukaryota, Fungi, Ascomycota, Sordariomycetes, Hypocreales, Bionectriaceae. The record is from the annotation of a GenBank genome assembly.